AACCUGAAAUUCUGUUCAACAGCUUUGUGCAGGACUCGAGCACAUGCACAAUUUAGAUCCACCAUAUGCUCAUAAUGAUGUCAAGCCUGGUAAUGUCCUCAUAACUCAUGGGAAAGGACAACCACCACUAGCCAUAUUGAUGGAUUUUGGCAGUGCUCGGCCUGCAAGGAGGCAGAUUCAAUCUCGUUCUGAGGCACUACAAUUGCAGGAAUGGGCAUCUGAGCAUUGCUCAGCACCUUUUCGAGCUCCUGAGUUGUGGGAUUGUCCAAGUAAUGCAGAUAUCGAUGAGAGAGCUGAUAUUUGGUCAUUAGGAUGCACUUUAUAUGCUAUAAUGCGAUAAUGUUUUUUACCAUGUGAUUUAAGAUUUAUUGGUUUAAGUUUUCGGGUCUUUGUCUCCUGAGAGCUAUAAUAUAAUUUGAUGACAGUGUUGAAUGUUUUAAACUAAUUUUUGGAUUGUUAAUACAAUGUUGAA
Molecule: messenger RNA, 472 nt
Organism: Humulus lupulus (European hop)
Lineage: Eukaryota; Viridiplantae; Streptophyta; Magnoliopsida; Rosales; Cannabaceae
Exons: 2
Coding region: 44-340 (98 amino acids)
Biological process (GO): protein phosphorylation
Cellular component (GO): cytoplasm
Molecular function (GO): ATP binding; protein serine/threonine kinase activity
Source: RefSeq, a predicted model, not a curated record